UUGGACCUGAUAAGGAAGGAUUGGUUCAUGACGUCAGGUCGCAAAAUGUCGACCGGGAAUGACGUCAGGCAGGCCGUCAACAGUAUGCGCAAUUUCGGCAACCAUUUCGUCGAGAAUGUCGUCAACACGGUUGACAAUGACGGUAACACGACUCUCCACUAUGCAGUAUCUCACGCCAACGCGCCUGUCAUAGAGGUGCUACUGGAUACUGGAGUCUGUGACGUCAACAAGCAAAACAACGCUGGUUACACAAGCAGCAUGUUGGCCGCAUUAUUAGUUGACGACGUCCAACGGCACCGACCACUGCUGAAAAAACUUUUCGACUCUGGCGACAUCAACGCCGCUUCAGAGCGCAGCGGACAAACAGCUUUAAUGUUGGCAUCGAGUCACGGCAGAGAGGACAUGGUCUCGCUUUUGUUGGAGUGCCAGGCAGACAUCAACAUGCAAGAUGAGGAUGGUUCAACUGCGCUGAUGUGCGCCAGCGAGCACGGACACAUCAACAUAAUUAAGAUCCUUCUGGCAAGUCCACUUUGUAACUCAUCCCUAUCAGACGUUGACGGAAGCACAGCCCUCUCGAUCGCAAUGGAGGAGGGUCAUCAGGACAUUGGAGUGCUCAUCUACGCGCACGUU
Molecule: messenger RNA, 630 nt
Organism: Helobdella robusta
Lineage: Eukaryota; Metazoa; Annelida; Clitellata; Rhynchobdellida; Glossiphoniidae
Exons: 5
Biological process (GO): negative regulation of actin filament polymerization
Cellular component (GO): cytoplasm; cytoskeleton
Molecular function (GO): protein binding
Source: RefSeq, a predicted model, not a curated record